This is a messenger RNA of Exophiala mesophila, 2715 nucleotides long. RefSeq lists its product as uncharacterized. Gene Ontology annotation, cellular component: spindle pole body. Bases 251 to 2215 code for a protein of 654 amino acids. Lineage: Eukaryota; Fungi; Ascomycota; Eurotiomycetes; Chaetothyriales; Herpotrichiellaceae. The transcript is spliced from 3 exons. Gene Ontology annotation, molecular function: ATP binding; protein serine/threonine kinase activity. Gene Ontology annotation, biological process: peptidyl-serine phosphorylation; intracellular signal transduction. The record is from RefSeq and is a predicted model, not a curated record.
UGGUAACUCUGACUCCAUCUCAUGUUUUCCUUGUGAUUCAGCCGCCGGUCCUUGGCUUGAUCCAAACAACUACCCAUACACUCCUCCAAGGCGCCGCUUGCGAAGGAGAGAUUCGCACCUGGCCUAGUUCAUCGUCACGCAGUUCUCGUUCGAUCUUGCCGUUCAACUUGCCAGCGUCCAAGAGUGACUGUUGCUGCUGAGGACCCGACGUUUUCUCUCCGUUCCCCAUCUGAUCCAUCAAUAACAAAACAUGGCUGUCAGCAACAGUGGUCCUCUAUCUCCAAAAUCGCAACAAGACCUCAAUCUUGUCAUGCCUUUACCGCCACCGCUACUUCAUACCAGAUCAGGCAACCAAACCUAUGAUCGCCCACAAACACCAACACAAUCCAAUGCCUUCACCAGUCCCGUCCAAACUCCUCAAGGCAGCCCCAGCAAGAAACAAUUUCCCCCCGGUGCCAAUGAUCUCCCCAAUGUCUUCGACAGUGCCAUGAAGCUGGCUCCCAUGUCACCCACCAAGUCUCAGCCAAAGUCUCCAUCCAAGUACGAGCACGGCAACAAAGACCCCUUUGGUGACCAGACUGCGCAGUUUUACCCCGGUCGCGCCGAAAGCCCUACACGACAGUCCAACAAGGAGAAUGCACCUGCCUCACCCCUCAAGUAUAAUCUUGAUGGCCAACAGAACCAUGCCGCCGUCUCGAGGCACGAACAAUACCACAAGUCAGAGUCCAAAAAGACCAUUACCCGGGGCUUGACUACCGAAGAAUUGCAGAAACUGGCUCUGCCCAAAGUCAAACGCCUGGCCAAUGUAACGCAGUUGUAUUUUCUCGAUCACUAUUUUGACCUUCUUUCCUACGUCCACAAUCGUCAGAACAGAGAAGCAGCCUUCAAGUCGUCUUACCCAGACCCUCCUGCAACCGCUCAAGACGAUUUUGACGCUGCUCGUCACAAAUACCUUGGCCGUGAACGUGCCAACUUGCGAAAGAGACGAACCCGCCUUCGACAUGGCGACUUCCAGAUCUUGACUCAAGUAGGCCAGGGCGGUUAUGGUCAAGUCUACCUGGCGCAAAAGAAAGACACUAGAGAAGUCUGCGCGCUGAAGGUCAUGCGAAAGAAGCUCCUCUUCAAACUGGAUGAGGUCCGACACAUCUUGACCGAGAGAGAUAUCUUGACCGCUGCCAAGUCCGACUGGCUCGUCAAACUUCUCUAUUCUUUCCAAGAUGACGAGCAAAUCUACUUGGCCAUGGAGUACGUCCCUGGUGGUGACUUCCGCACUUUGCUAAACAACACUGGUGUCCUCCACAACCGACACGCGCGAUUCUACAUUGCCGAAAUGUUUUCAUGCGUCGAUGCACUGCACACUUUGGGCUACAUCCAUCGCGAUCUCAAACCCGAAAACUUCUUGAUCGAUGCUACAGGCCAUGUCAAGUUGACCGAUUUCGGUCUCGCCGCAGGCAUGUUGAGCCCUAUCAAAAUUGAAAGCAUGCGCAUCAAAUUAGAGGAGGUAGGAAACACUCCAGUUCCUUUUGGAAUGCCUGCUGUGGAGGAACGAUCCGCCGACCAACGACGCGAAGGCUAUCGUUCCCUGCGAAAGAAGGAAAUCAACUAUGCAAAGUCGAUUGUAGGGUCGCCCGACUACAUGGCUCCUGAAGUCCUCAAAGGUGAACAGUACGACUUCACUGUCGACUACUGGUCCCUGGGCUGCAUGCUCUUUGAGGCCCUCGCUGGCUACCCUCCCUUCGCUGGCGCCACUGUCGACGAAACUUGGCAGAAUCUCAAACGAUGGCAACGCGUUCUUCGAAAGCCCAUCUACGACGAUCCGAACUAUUUCCUCAGCAAGCGUACCUGGGAUCUCAUCACGCGCCUGGUGGCUGGUAAGGAGCAGCGUUUCAAGGGCAUCUCCGAGAUACACAAGCAUGAGUACUUUGCCGAGGUGGAUUUCAACGCUUUGAGAGAACAGAAAGCCCCCUUUGUCCCCGAGCUCGACUCGGACACGGAUGCGGGAUACUUUGACGAUUUCAGCAAUGAAGCUGACAUGGCAAAAUACAAGGAGGUCCAUGAUAAGCAAAGAGCCUUGGAAGACAUGGCCGAGAGAGAUGAAAAGAUGCAAAAGUCGCUCUUUGUUGGCUUUACAUUCAGACACCGCAAGCCAGACAACGAAGGAGGUAGCCCGAGAAAGAAAAUUGAGACCGACGGAACUUUUGGCACCAUCUUCUAAGUGCGCCAGUCUAACCUCCACUUGGAGAAUUGCAUGACAUUGAUUUUAGAGGGUACGAGGACUGUAUGUUUUGUUUGGCUUGGUCGCUGAGGAUCUCUCAGAGCAUGAAGGUGUCGGGAUGGAGCACGAACAACACGUAAUGCUGGAUGCGCUGGAAAUUGGAACGAUUAACAAAUGCGGGACGGUCACCGCAAGGGGCAGCCCAAGGAGUUGCUACGGUCAGUCUUUGUUGCGUCUGCUAUUGGUGCCGCGGUUGAAUCGUUGGCGAUGAGAGACGAAUGGAGGAACUCGAUGAAAUCAGCCAAGUUGCCUCCAAUGUGGUCGAUACUACAACAUGAACUGCGGCUUUCGCCAGUGGCCAAUUGAUUCAGUCACUCAUUGGGGUGGUUUCGCUUGAUGUCGUUCAUCAUCAUUUAGGGAUGUGUGUAGUGUGAACAUGAUUAGUUUACCACGAACAAUCUCUCUAAUGGCACCGAGUUUCCUUCAUCUUCCCAUGUGCG